Messenger RNA from Colletotrichum truncatum, 3603 nucleotides. Its product is annotated as ATP-dependent RNA helicase DHR1. Lineage: Eukaryota; Fungi; Ascomycota; Sordariomycetes; Glomerellales; Glomerellaceae. Gene Ontology annotation, cellular component: intracellular anatomical structure; nucleolus. Gene Ontology annotation, molecular function: ATP binding; helicase activity; RNA binding. The record is from RefSeq and is a predicted model, not a curated record. Gene Ontology annotation, biological process: maturation of SSU-rRNA from tricistronic rRNA transcript (SSU-rRNA, 5.8S rRNA, LSU-rRNA).
AUGGCCGGCAAAUUUGUUCGCAGAGAGCGAAAGCACAAGAAGAUCGCCCGGCAAAAAGCCGAGGAGAACGGUGUAAUCCCCGACUCAAAUGCUGAUGAGAUCCUCCCCGAGGACCAGAAGGUCUUGCAGGAAAAGAGGGCCCAGCUUAAGGCCGACUUACUCAAAGAUGGCGCCAAAGUCAGCGGCAAGAAGGCGAAGCGUAUGGAGAAGUACAUCACGAACAAGCUGCGGAAGGAUGAGAACAGAGAGAUCCUGGCCAAGCUUGCGCAGCAGAAGGUCGACACCAGUCUGUUCACGAGUACAAAGUCGCUAGGACAAGGCAAGGAAACCAAGCGCCAAGCCUUGACUCGUGCAUUGAGGGAAAAGAAUGCGGGAUUGGAAGUUGAUCCGGCUGCGGAGGAGAUGCUUUAUGAGGAAAGGGAGGAAGUGCCCGAGGAAGAGUCCUCAGAGAGUGAGGAUGAGGCACCAAAGACAAUCGAGCCGCCAAAGGCCGUCAAGUCACAAGCGCCAAAGCCAUCCUCGGCGGCACCUACACCAGCAACUGCGCCUGUUUCCAAGCCGGAGCAACAGUCUCAACCGCAACCGCAGCCCGCCGCGUCUGUGGGAUCGGGUUUGAAGCGCCCGCUAGACGUCGACGAAGAAGGCCGCCCAGUCCUGCGGAAGCGUCAAAAGAGGGGCGGUAUCCAAUCAAAGUUCUCCAUCGCUGAGGCCGAAAAGGCGGACGAUGCAGAGGAGGAAUGGGGUGGUUUCAGCUCAGAGGGUGAAAAUGAAGAUGAAAAGGAUGAUGAGAGUUCUGAUGAGCAGUCUUCGGAAGAGGAAUCUGAGGAGGAAUCAAGUGAGGGCUCCGACGACUCCGACGAAGAUAUGGACGAGGAUGAGAGCGACUCUGGAAACAAGAAGCAAUCUGCUUUCAAGGCUUGGGCACAUGCUCAGAGAAACCAGGCGCUAGGCUACCAGCCGGUAACAGCGUCGGCGACAACACUCGAUAUUCCUAAGCCGGAGAACUUCACGCCACGACCCAUGGAGCAGGAGCCGCUACCUCAGGAACUCCAGCCAACGACCAACCUUGCCCGCAAGGCAUACAGUGUCACGGUGACGAGGACGCCCGAGAUCCAGGAGGCGCGCCUGAAGCUUCCUGUUGUCGCAGAGGAACAGAGGAUUAUGGAAAUGAUCCACAACAACGACAUCGUUGUUGUCUGCGGUGCCACCGGUUCUGGUAAGACGACGCAAGUUCCUCAGUUCUUAUAUGAGGCAGGCUACGGCUCUCCUACCUCGGACACCCCGGGAAUGAUCGGUGUUACGCAGCCCCGUCGAGUCGCCGCAGUGAGCAUGUCGAAACGUGUCGGCCAAGAGCUGGGUGAUCACUCGGACAGGGUUGCCUACCAGAUUCGUUUCGAGGGAACAACGUCUGCCAAGACCGCUGUCAAGUUCAUGACAGACGGUGUAUUGCUGCGAGAGAUGGCGCAGGACUUCUCCUUGAGGAAGUAUUCCGCCAUCAUUAUUGAUGAAGCCCACGAGAGAAGUGUAAACACCGAUAUUCUUAUUGGUAUGCUGAGUCGUAUCAACAACAUCCGCAAAGGAGAUGACAAGAUCGACCCCUCGAUCAAGCCUCUUAAAAUCAUCAUCAUGUCUGCUACAUUGCGAGUUGAGGACAUGACUAACAACUCUACGUUGUUCCCGACGCCACCUCCUGUCGUUGAGGUUGAGGGCCGUCAGCACCCUGUCACAAUCCAUUUCUCCCGACGCACGCAAUCUGAUUACGUCGAUGAGGCCUACAAGAAGAUCAUGCGAGGUCAUAGAAAAUUGCCGCCAGGUGGUUUCCUCGUCUUCCUUACGGGUCAGAAUGAAAUCGUUCAGCUGAGCAAGAAGCUGCGAGCCGCAUUUGGAGGCUUCACUGGAGCCAGUGCACCCAAAGUCCAGAUUUCUGCGACGGAUGCGCCAAUGGAGGUUGAAGAUAUCGACUUUGGUGAGGUGGAAGAUGCAGAUGUUGGCGAGUUUGACGACAACGUCGACGACGAUGAGAUGGAAGAUGAGGAUGACAAGGAGUUUGAGAUUGAGGGAGAAGAAGGGGAGACAGGGCCGUUGAAGAUGCAAGUUUUGCCCCUUUACUCUCUGCUGCCAACCAGGGAACAGAUGAGAGUCUUUGAGGAACCCCCAGACAACACCCGUCAAGUCAUUCUGGCAACCAACGUGGCAGAAACUAGUUUGACUAUCCCGGGUAUCCGUUACGUCUUCGACUGCGGCCGUGCCAAGGAGCGUCAAUACGAUCGCAUCAGCGGUGUGCAAACCUAUGAAAUUGGCUGGAUCAGCAAAGCCAGCGCCAGCCAGCGAGCAGGUCGUGCUGGCCGUACCGGCCCCGGCCACUGCUACAGACUCUACUCCUCGGCCGUCUACGAGAGGGAUCUCCCAGAGUUUACCGAUCCCGAAAUCCUCCGCAUGCCCGUCGACGGCGUUGUACUUCAACUCAAGGCGAUGAACCUCUCCAAUGUCGUCAACUUCCCCUUCCCGACCCCGCCGAACCGCAUGGGCCUGCGUAAGGCUGAGAAGCUUCUCACCUACCUAUCUGCCAUUAAACCCGAGGGUCAGAUCACACCCAUUGGAUCCACGAUGUCCAUCUUCCCUCUUUCUCCUCGCUUCGCCCGCAUCCUCCUCGUCGGCCACCAGCACGACUGCCUGCAGUACACCAUUAUGAUGGUGGCAGCGCUCUCGGCGGCCGAGAUCUUCGUCCCGGAACACCAAGCGAUCCCCACGCUGGCAGCCAAGGACGAGUCCGAGUUCCGCACCACCACCGAUAUGCUGGCCGAAGACCGACAGGCCAACAUCCGCCGCAUGUUCAACGCCGCACACAAGAAAUUCUGCUACCUAGACGACCGCUCCGACGCCAUCAAGCUUCUGCAGGUUGUCGGCGAGUACGCGCACGAGCCGACGGAACAAUGGUGCGAGAGCCACUUUGUGCGGUACAAGGUCAUGAAGGAGAUUGCGCAGCUGAGGGGCCAAAUCACGGAGCUUCUCCGCGCCAACAUCCCGGCGUUCAAGAACUUGAAGUACCAGGACAAGCUGGAUGCGCCUUCUGACAAGCAGGUUGCGUAUCUCAAGCAGAUGGUCGCCGCAGGCUUCAUCGAUCAGGUCGCCCUCCGCGCGGACAAGGCGCCCGUCCCACCCGAACUGGCCCGCAAGCCGCGCCGGGCUAUCGAUGUGCCUUACAUCCCUCUCGUCCCGCUCGGCACGGGCCAGGACGCAGAGAAGUUCGUCUACAUCCACCCCUCCUCGCCUUUGUCCCACCUCAGCCCAGCCGAGUGUCCCGAGUUCGUGGUGUACUCGCACCUGGCGCGCGCAACGCAGGGCGACGCGAACAAGGUGCCGAAGACGAGAAUGCACACGCUCACAGACGUCACGGGAGGCCAGCUCGCAAGUCUGGCCAAGGGGACGCCGCUUGUGAGCUACGGAAAGCCGGUGAAGGAGCUGUCCGCGACAGCAUCGACGCGUGAGGUGUGGGUUGUGCCAUACCUCCGGGCCGAGGGCGUGGGAGGCCAGGGCUGGCCGCUGCCGAUGAAGAAGGUCACGCAACGUAAGGUUGCUGGCAAGGGAUGGGUCGUCGAGUAA